ACAGCUUUUAACAUUUGAUAAGAAUUCAAUAUCCAUCAUGUCUAAUUUCAAAAGUCAAAGUUUCAAGAUCAGAGUUUCAGAAAGAGAUUUUGGUUCUGUUUUGACCGAAAAUUAUGAUUAUGACUAUGAAUUUCAAAAAAGAGAAAGUAAAAAUUUUGAUAUUAUUAUAGAAUUUAAAGAAUGGAUCUUCUGUGAACAAAUAAAAACUGUUGGAUAUUAUCCAAGGCAUUCUGAAAAAUUAAAAGAAAUCGAAGAUAAAGAUAAUGAACUAAACUUUACGGGAUAA
Messenger RNA from Racocetra persica, 286 nucleotides. Lineage: Eukaryota; Fungi; Glomeromycota; Glomeromycetes; Diversisporales; Gigasporaceae. The record is from the annotation of a GenBank genome assembly.